AUGGCGGAGGCCGAGAGCAAGAACCCCAAGACCCACACUCCUCCUACCGCCGAUGAGGACGACCCGGACCUGCCCCCACGGGAGGCGCCGGCCGGCGUCGCCGGACCGUUGCACGACUGGAAUCGCGCGGGGGCCGUGGAGCGCCUCUCCGACUUCCGCGCCAACCUCCGCCUCCUCCCCCCUCCCGCCGCCGUGGCCCCGUCCGCCGUGCACAGGGCCGGCCUCCGCGCCCUCGGCCUCCUCGACUUCGUCCGCCUCGACCACUCAUCCUCCUCCGCUGCCCCGCGCCACGACCUCGUCGCCGCGCUCAUCGCCAACUACCUGCCCGUUCGCGAGUGGAGCUACGUCCGAGGCGGCAGCCUCCAGGUCUCCCCCGGUACCUUGGCCGACGCGCUCUCCCUACCGGCCCCGGGGAGGACGGCGUCCAUCGACCACGGCCCCCUGCCCGGCGUCGACCCUUCCGCCGUGGCCUACGCCGCGACAAAGUUCAUCAAGACAUAUGUCCUGACGCCGUUACAGGCCACCAACGAGGGGAAGCUGCCCAGCUAUGUCGUUUCGGCGGCGCAGAGGGUGGAGGAUGGGAUGGCGCACACCGUUGACUGGACAUUUCUCAUCUGGCGCCUUGUCGUGGACGAGAUGUUCGAUCUUAGGAAGGGGACGAGGGCUGAUUGGGCGUGCCACUACGGUGCCUACCUGCAGAGGCUCAUCUGGGUGAAGAGGCCGGACCUCUUCUUGCCACCACCCGUGGCUGAUGCAUUAUUACCAGAGCAAGCAGCAUUGCAGAGCCGGAAAACCCGCCGGUUACAAGUCGAUGAUAAUCAGAAGCUACGUUCAGAGCUGGAGUCCAAGUUGCAGGAGCUUGAAGCAAGAUUAAAGCUGAAUGAUGAGAGAUCCAACCAGAUUGACGCUAGAUUGGAACAGCUUGAAGCGCGGUCUAUGGAAGUUGUAGCGAAAUCCAAGCAGAUCGAUGCACUGGUGACGCAAUGCGACUACGACAGGAGGAACCUUGACCAGGAAAAGGAAAAGUUGCACAGUGAGAUGCAAGCAAUUGAGUCGCGGAGCCAGGCUCUGUUUUCCAAGGAAUCAAAAAGCAGAGAUGAAUUGCAGCGAGAGAAACCGCAGAAAGUGUUGAUGGGUGUAAGCAAGCAGCUCGCACAGCCACUGGAGGAGAUGCACGCAGCGCAGUCCAAGAUGCAUGGGUCUGAAAGAAUAUCAAAGCUUGUUGGUGGGAGAUCCAUGCUGCUUGAUGUGAGGUCCAAGUUCCUUGACACGAGGCUGUACCAGCUUGAGGCAAGGUCUUUGGAGGUCGAAGAGAAAUCCAAGCUGCUUGACACGAGGUUGAACCAGCUUGAGGCAAGGUCUUCAGAGGUCGAAGAGAAAUCCAAGCAGCUUGACGUGCAAGCUGCGCAAUUUGACCAUGAAAGGAGGAACUUUGAGCAGGACAAGGAAAAGUUGCACGAUGAGAUGCAUGCCGUUGAGUUCCGCAACAAGGCUAUGCUUUCGAAGGAAGCAAAAAGCAAUGAUGAGUUGCACCGUGUUCAGAAAGAGCUGGUUGAUGCAAUUGAGCGACUAUCACAAUUACAGGAUGAGAUGCGCAUGACGGAAUUGCUCAACCAGGCUCUUGCUUCCAAUGAAACAAAAUGCAACGAACUGCACCAAAGACAGAAAGAGAUGAUAGAUGUAGGCAAGCAACUAGCAUGUUUACGGGAGGAGAUGCAUGCGAUGGAGUCGCUCAACCAGGCCUUGGUGACCAAGGAAUCAGAAGGCAACAGAAAAUUGCAAAAAGCUCAGGACGAGCUGAUAGAUGUAAGCAAGCAACUAGCAAAUUUACUUGCGGAGAUGCACGUAGUAGAGUCAUUCAACCAAGUUCUAGUUGCCCAGGAAAGAAAGAGCAGAGACGAGUUGCAGCGCGUUCAGAAGGAAAUGUCAGAUGUAAGCGAGGAGAGUGAAGAUGUGGCGUCACUCAACCAGGUUCUGUUUAUUAAGGAAUUAAGUAGUAACAAUGAGUUGCAGGCCGUCCGGAAAAGGCUAAAAGAUGGCUUGCAGACAUUGACAAAUGGACGACGAGCAAAUAUAGGUAUCAAGAGGAUGGGCGAACUUGACCUGAAAGCAUUUGCAAAUGCUUGCAGACGAAAUUUAUCGCUAGAUGAUGCAGAAGUUGCUCUUCUCUGUUCAAAGUGGCAAGAUGCAAUUACAAACCCAAAAUGGCACCCUUUUAGGGUCGUCACGAUUAAUGGUCAAGCGACGGAAAUUUUCUCAGAGGAUGAUGAAAAACUUCAGGAGUUAAAGGAGCAUGGUGAAGAAAUAUACACCUUGGUAUCAAAAGCGCUUCUUGAAGUCAAUGAGUGCAACGCCAGUGGCCGCUUUGUUGAAUCGGAGCUUUGGAACUUUAAGGAAGACCGUAAAGCUACACUGGAAGAAGCAAUCCAGUUCAUCCUGAAACAGUGGCAAUCGCAUAAGAGGAAGCGCAUGUAGCUGCAGGCUCCAUGUGAUGCUUUUGCUUCCGUAAAACUAGUACUUCCACCUUAAAGUAGUUAUAAUGUGAUUUAGUGUUAGUGGAUUAGUUAGAGCUUUGUAGUAGUUCUUACGGAUCAUGCAACUAGAUUAGCUGUGAUGACCUUUUGAUUGCUAGUGUUUAGCACUUUAGCCAGAUUCUCCAAUAGACUGCAGGCUACCCCUUGUAUCUUUGUAUAUGUGUAGUUCCUGGCUGCCCAUGGAAUUCUUGUAUAAAGGGACACUUGAACUUGAAUGAUAGGCAUGUAGGUGCAGUUUUCAUGUUUUAA
Molecule: messenger RNA, 2783 nt
Organism: Lolium rigidum
Lineage: Eukaryota; Viridiplantae; Streptophyta; Magnoliopsida; Poales; Poaceae
Product: myosin-11-like
Exons: 3
Coding region: 1-2475 (824 amino acids)
Biological process (GO): gene silencing by siRNA-directed DNA methylation
Source: RefSeq, a predicted model, not a curated record